Messenger RNA from Nylanderia fulva, 5433 nucleotides. RefSeq names its product Multidrug-Resistance like Protein 1 (gene MRP). The record is from RefSeq and is a predicted model, not a curated record. Gene Ontology annotation, cellular component: membrane. Gene Ontology annotation, biological process: transmembrane transport. NCBI's taxonomy places the organism in Eukaryota, Metazoa, Arthropoda, Insecta, Hymenoptera, Formicidae. Gene Ontology annotation, molecular function: ATP hydrolysis activity; ATP binding; ABC-type transporter activity.
UCACUCACGUUACACUCGAAGCACGGCCGCGCGCGACGACGUACGACGACGACUCGUCUAUCUAUACCGCACUUCCUCGCAACCGCGUUUAUUCUCGUUCCGGACGCCUUUAGAUGCCUUUCGGAGCGACGCGUCGCUCGCGCGCAUCACUCUCACAAUUCGCGGAUUCGCUGGACUCAUCGUCAUCGUGUGCCGUAGUGUAGUGUGAAUCGGGGCGAUAUCCCUUUUCGGAGAAGGUCUACGCGAUUCUCUGGUCGACGACGCUCCGCCUUCGCUGCGAAAACGGUUCGGUUAUUAAAGCCGGCCAAUUAAAUGUGUCAAUAUGGAAGAUCAAAUGAUGGACGAGUUUUGCGGCACCAAGUUUUGGGAUGCUAAUCUAACAUGGUACACAAACAAUCCAGAUCUAACAGAAUGCUCAAAAACGGUAUUGGUAUGGAUACCAUGUCUAUUUUUAUGGGUAUUCUCACUGAUGGAAGCAUAUUACCUUAUAAAUAGUAAAAGAAGAAAUGUCCCGUAUACAUGGUUAUUUAUUUCUAAGCAAGUACUUACAGUAGGAUUAAUUAUAAUUUCCAUAGUUGAUAUAAUACUGGCAGGGUAUGCUCAUCAUACGGUCUACAGUGUAGAUUAUUACACACCAUUUAUAAAAAUUAUUACUUUUAUAUUAGCAUCUAUUUUAAUGAUAUAUAAUAGAAAACGUGGAAUGCGGACAUCAGGUCUUUUAUUCCUAUUUUGGUUUUUCCUUGCAUUAUGUGGAAGUGUACAGUACAGAGUUUCUAUAAAUGAUUUAAUUGAUGGGAAAGAGUCGUCAUCUCUAUCGAUAACUUAUAUGACCAACUAUACAAUAGUUGUGAUAUUGUUUGUACUUAAUUUUCUGGUCGAUGCAGAGCCUAAAUUCUCCGAAUAUCCUACGGUUGAAACACCAUGUCCAGAGCAAAGCUCUUCUUUUCCAUCAAGAAUUCUUUUUGCGUGGUUCGAUUCCUUAGCAUGGAAAGGUUUCCGAAAACCGCUCGAAACAUCCGAUCUAUGGUCCAUGAAUCCAGAGGAUAUGGCCACAGAAAUAGUGCCGAAAUUCGAUAAAUAUUGGAAUAAAAACUUGAUAAAAACAGAUGAGUUGGUUUGGACUUACUUUAGAGUAGAAAGUGCAAAAGCAUCAUUUCGAAAAGCGUCUGGACAAGUGGAUUUUAAUAGCGGCCGAAAAAAGAAAGUUGCUUCCAUCCUACCGCCUAUCUGUAAAGCUUUCGGUGCUACAUUCAUGUUUGGCGCUUUCCUGAAACUGAUUCAAGACGUUAUGACUUUUAUUAGCCCUCAAAUAUUAAAGCUCUUAAUUGCUUUCAUCGAAGGAGAAGAAGAAAUGUGGAAAGGUUACGUUUAUGCCGGAUUACUUUUACUUACAGCAGUACUUCAAACGUUAAUACUAUCCCAAUAUUUUCAUCGUAUGUUCUUAGUCGGAUUGCGCAUACGUACUGCAUUAAUUGCGGCAAUUUAUCGCAAAGCAUUGAGAUUGUCGAACGCAGCUAGAAAGGAAUCCACACUCGGUGAAAUAGUAAAUCUAAUGUCUGUAGACGCCCAAAGAUUUAUGGACUUAACCGCGUACAUAAACAUGAUAUGGUCGGCUCCUCUACAAAUCGCCUUAGCUUUGUACUUUUUAUGGGAGAUACUAGGACCGGCGGUGCUCGCCGGCUUAGCAGUUAUGAUCAUUCUUAUUCCCGUGAACGGCUUAAUCGCGAACAAAGUGAAAACGUUACAAAUCAGACAAAUGAAGAGCAAGGACGAGAGGGUAAAGUUAAUGAACGAAGUACUUAAUGGUAUAAAAGUGUUGAAGUUGUAUGCGUGGGAACCUUCAUUCGAACAGCAGAUACUUAAAAUCAGAGUCAAGGAAAUCCAAGUAUUAAAAGAAGCGGCGUAUUUGAAUGCUGGUACGAGCUUUAUAUGGUCGUGCGCACCCUUUUUGGUAUCACUGGUAUCUUUUACAACUUAUGUACUUAUAGACGAAAAGAAUGUCCUAGACAGUACAACUGCCUUUGUUUCGCUCAGUUUGUUCAACAUCUUAAGAUUUCCACUUUCUAUGCUGCCCAUGAUGAUUGGUAAUAUAGUUCAAGCUUAUGUCUCUGUAAAACGCAUCAAUAAAUUUAUGAACAUGGAGGAGUUGGAUCCUAAUAAUGUACAGCAUGAUCCAUCAGAAGCUCACGCGUUAGUAAUUGAGAACGGUAGCUUCUGUUGGGACAAUGAACACAUUGAGAGACCAAUACUGCAAAAUAUCAAUUUCCAUGUAGAACAAGGUCAAUUAGUAGCAAUAGUUGGUACAGUGGGAUCAGGCAAGACAUCCCUUCUAUCUGCUAUGCUUGGCGAGAUGGAGAAAUUAAAUGGGAAAGUAAACACAAAAGGCUCGAUUGCAUAUGUCUCUCAGCAACCGUGGAUACAAAAUGCCACUUUGCAGGACAAUGUACUAUUCGGAAAGGCCUUAAACAAAUCGAUAUACAAUCGUGUGAUCGAAGCGUGUGCAUUAACCCCGGAUCUCAAGAUGUUACCUGCGGGAGAUCAAACAGAGAUUGGGGAGAAAGGCAUAAAUCUGUCUGGUGGUCAAAAGCAGAGAGUGGCCUUAGCAAGAGCUGUAUAUAACGAUUCGGAAAGUUAUUUCUUAGACGAUCCUUUGAGCGCGGUAGAUUCGCAUGUAGGAAAACACAUAUUUGAGAAUGUGAUAGGUCCGAACGGUCUGCUGAAGAAGAAGACGAGAGUACUUGUUACACAUGGUAUCACGUAUCUGCCAGAGGUCGAUAAUGUUAUCGUUCUUAAAGAUGGCGAGAUAACGGAGAGCGGAACUUACAAGCAACUGUUAGAGAAAAAGGGCGCCUUCGCAGAGUUCUUAGUGCAUCACUUACAAGAAGUUGGAAAUCUGCACGUUGAUGAAGGUUCCGAAGCAGAUUUACGAGAAAUUAAACAACAACUUGAAUCAACAAUAGGAGCAGACGAGUUACAGCAGAAAUUAACUCGAGUACGAUCAAGAAUAUCCGAGAGUCUAAGCGAAUCUGGUUCUAUGACUGAUAGAAAAUCGCUCAAUGGUUCUUUAAAAAGGCAAUAUUCGACAGAAAGUCAACAAUCGGCGAAUUAUUUGCAUAGCAAUAGUAUGAUAGAGAAAGAGGGACCGAAAUCUAAUAACGUCGGGGAGAAACUAAUAGAAGUCGAAAAAGCGGAAACUGGAAGUGUAAAAUGGAAAGUGUAUUCUUACUAUUUGAAAUCUAUUGGAUGGUUCUUAUCGAUAUCAACGAUCGUGAUGAACGCGGUCUUCCAAUCAUUCAGCAUCGGUUCAAGCGUUUGGCUCAGCGUUUGGGCGAAUGAUAAUCUAACCAUCGUGAACGACACAGUCGACACGGCGAAACGAGACAUGUACCUCGGAGUAUACGGUGUACUUGGUCUUGGACAAGCGAUGGCGAGCUUUUUCUGCGAUUUGGCACCGCAGCUGGGCUGUUGGUUGGCUGCUCGUCAGAUGCACAUAGUGAUGCUGCGUGCUGUGAUGCGUGCUCCAUUGACCUUCUUUGAUACGACUCCUAUUGGUCGUAUUAUCUCCAGGUUUGCUAAAGACGUGGACAUACUGGAUACAUCUCUUCCUCCACAAAUUUCUGAUACCAUCUAUUGCCUGUUCGAGGUCAUAGCCACUCUUGUUGUAAUAAGCUACAGUACACCUAUAUUUAUCGUGGUGAUACUGCCAAUAGGUGCGAUUUAUUAUUUUAUUCAACGUUUUUACGUUGCGACGUCGCGCCAAUUAAAACGAUUAGAAUCUGUUUCCAGAUCUCCUAUAUAUUCGCAUUUUAGUGAAUCGGUGACCGGUGCACAAAUAAUUAGAGCAUAUGGCGUACAAGAACAAUUUAUCCAAGAGUCUGAAAAUAGAGUAGACUUCAAUCAAGUGUGUUAUUAUCCUAGUAUUAUUUCAAACAGAUGGUUGGCCGUGAGACUGGAAAUGGUUGGAAAUUUAAUUAUAUUCUUCGCAGCAUUGUUUGCUGUUUUGGGUAGAGAUACUAUGAGUUCAGGACUUGUCGGUCUAUCAGUCAGCUAUGCCUUACAAAUUACCCAAACCUUAAACUGGCUGGUACGUAUGACAUCCGAUGUCGAGACCAACAUUGUCGCGGUAGAGAGAAUAAAAGAGUACGGAGACACGAAGCAGGAAGCACCAUGGAAGAAUACGGAGUAUACGCCUCCGAAAGAGUGGCCUAUGAAUGGUCGUGUCGAUUUCAAGAAUUUUCAGGUUCGCUACAGGGAGGGAUUAGAUCUCGUGCUGAACGGUUUAACGUUUAGCGUGCACGGCGGUGAGAAGAUCGGCAUCGUGGGCAGAACCGGCGCCGGAAAAUCAUCCUUGACUCUGGCGCUCUUUAGAAUAAUCGAGGCGGCUCAUGGGAAGAUCUUGAUCGACGAUGUUGAUAUUUCCAAGCUGGGUCUUCAUGAUCUGCGUUCGAGAUUGACCAUUAUUCCGCAGGAUCCCGUAUUGUUUUCCGGAACACUGAGAAUGAAUCUGGAUCCUUUCGAUUAUCAUAACGACGAGGAGAUCUGGAAAGCGUUGGAACACGCUCACCUAAAAUCAUUUAUAAAAAACUUGCCAAAUGCUCUUUUACACGAAGUCACUGAAGGCGGGGAAAAUUUAAGUGUCGGACAACGACAAUUGAUCUGUUUGGCGAGAGCGUUACUUAGAAAAACGAAGGUUCUCAUAUUGGAUGAGGCAACAGCCGCUGUUGAUUUAGAAACGGAUGAUCUAAUACAAACUACCAUUCGCCAAGAAUUUAAGCAUUGUACAGUUCUUACAAUAGCUCAUAGACUCAACACUAUUCUAGAUUCAGAUAGGGUGAUUGUGUUGGAUAAAGGUCUGAUUGUUGAAUAUGAUUCUCCAGAAGUGCUACUUCGCAAUCUAUCUAGUUCUUUCUACAGUAUGGCAAAGGACGCAGGUCUAGCUGCUUGAAAUGUAUAUAAUAAUGAUUCUUUUUUUAGCAGCUAUACAUUAUUCACGAGCCAACGUUCCAAUCAAAGGAAAGCCGUAGAACAAACAACGCAUAGCCUUAGUAUGAUACAGAAAAACUUAAUUUGUAAAAUGGUAAAAUAUUUCUAUGCAAAGAAAAGAAAAAAGGUGAGCGUUUAGCGCAAUCGACGAUGUAAUAUAUAUAUCUCUGAUUCCUCCUCAAAAUUGUUGCCAGAUUUUAUUCUAUGAGGAACUAUUCUUCCCGAUUGUAUCGUCGAUUUGCGAUAUUAUAUUGACUCCUUAUAUUCUAGAAUAAGUUUUGUAGCUUCUUUCAUUACAAGCAAUGCGACACUUUAUUUGUAUUUAGCUAAUUUAAUUAUUUAUUAAUUAUUUCAAAAUUGAAACCGGGCAGUUAUGAGGUGGAACUCCCGCGUGAUAAAUAUGUUAGCAUUUUGGUAAAUAGAGUACAAGUAAAUUAUUUUUCAUUAUUA